Messenger RNA from Ictidomys tridecemlineatus (thirteen-lined ground squirrel), 738 nucleotides. RefSeq names its product small integral membrane protein 40 (gene Smim40). The record is from RefSeq and is a predicted model, not a curated record. NCBI's taxonomy places the organism in Eukaryota, Metazoa, Chordata, Mammalia, Rodentia, Sciuridae.
CAGAGACCCUUUUCUCCUUUCUCUCCCGUGUUGGAAUUAGGGUCAAGAACGGCAGGUGCAGGACUUGCCAUAGCCGCGUCCCUUAAUCUUGGCAGUGCUGAGCCAAGGCUUCCAUCCCAGGCCCACUUAUCCAGCCAGCUGUCAGACCAUGGGUGAGAAUGGCACAGGAGGAAGGCAAUGUGGACGAGGGAGAUGUGUUCCUGGCAUUUGCUCAAGGUCCCUCUCCUCCCAGGAGUCCCCUGCAACGUGCUUUGGACAAGGCCUUCCUUAUUUUCCUGAUUCUGUUCUUGACACUGCUGAUGUUGGAGGCUGCUUAUAAGCUGCUGUGGAUUCUACCAUACGCAAAACUGGGGGACUGGCUCCUAGGGACACCUCAGAAAGAGGAAGAGCUGGAAUUGUGACCACCAUUCCUAUAAACUUCCUCUUUCCUUGCCACAGAGGUGAGAAGGGAGACAGGAGGGAAAUAGGACUGUUGGGGCCUGUGGUGGGGAUACUGGACAGCUUAUGUCAGCAGUCUAAAAUUUCUGCACCUACAGUCUGGGUAACAAUUUGUUUAAAGUAUAUGCUCCCUUACAUAUUUUGUAAAACUUUUAAAUUGACACAGAAUUAUUGUACAUAUUCAUAAGGAACACUGUUAUUUUGACCCGUUUAUGAUGCGCAGUGAUCAAAUCAGAGUAAUUAUCACAUCCAUCACUUCAAAUAUUUAUCAUUUGUGUUAGGAACAUUCAAAGUCCUGUC